This is a messenger RNA of Knipowitschia caucasica, 4980 nucleotides long. NCBI's taxonomy places the organism in Eukaryota, Metazoa, Chordata, Actinopteri, Gobiiformes, Gobiidae. The record is from the annotation of a GenBank genome assembly.
AUGUCAGUCUGUCCAGGUCUGGGUCCAUAUGUGAGUCUGUCCCAGUCUGGGUCAGCAUGUGAGUCUGGGUCAGUCUGUCCAGGUCUGGGUCCACACGUGAGUCUGUCUCAGGGACCCCCCCUCAGCGGCCCCGUGCACCCGAACGAAGGCACCAGAGGAUCGGACACACACCUGCCUGUCCCCGGGGUCUCACGGAGAGCGCCUCUGAGCGCACUGCUGCCUCUGCCGGCCAGAGGAGGUACUGCAGGCCAGAGGAGGUACUGCAGGCCAGAGGAGGUACUGCAGGCCAGAGGAGGUACUGCAGGCCAGAGGAGGUGCUGCAGGUCAGAGGAGGUACUGCAGGCCAGAGGAGGUACUGCAGGCCAGAGGAGGUACUGCAGGCCAGAGGAGGUGCUGCAGGUCAGAGGAGGUGCUGCAGGUCAGAGGAGGUGCUGCAGGUCAGAGGAGGUUCUGCAGGUCAGAGGAGGUACUGCAGGUCAGAGGAGGUACUGCAGGCCAGAGGAGGUGCUGCAGGCCAGAGGAGGUACUGCCGGCCAGAGGAGGUACUGCAGGUCAGAGGAGGUACUGCAGGCCAGAGGAGGUGCUGCUGGUCAGAGGAGGUACUGCAGGUCAGAGGAGGUACUGCAGGUCAGAGGAGGUCAGAGGAGGGGCUGCAGGCCAGAGGAGGUGCUGCAGGCCAAAGGAGGUGCUGCAGGUCAGAGGAGGUACUGCAGGCCAGAGGAGGUGCUGCUGGUCAGAGGAGGUGCUGCAGGUCAGAGGAGGUACUGCAGGCCAGAGGAGGUGCUGCUGGUCAGAGGAGGUGCUGCAGGCCAGAGGAGGUGCUGCUGGUCAGAGGAGGUACUGCAGGCCAGAGGAGGUGCUGCAGGUCAGAGGAGGUGCUGCCGGUCAGAGGAGGUGCUGCAGGUCAGAGGAGGUGCUGCAGGUCAGAGGAGGUACUGCAGGUCAGAGGAGGUGCUGCGGUCAGAGGAGGUGCUUCAGGUCAGAGGAGGUACUGCAGGUCAGAGGAGGUACUGCAGGUCAGAGGAGGUGCUGCAGGUCAGAGGAGGUACUGCAGGUCAGAGGAGGUACUGCAGUCAGGGAGGUGCUACAGGUCAGAGGAGGUACUGCAGGCCAGAGGAGGUGCUGCUGGUCAGAGGAGGUACUGCGGCAGAGGAGGUACUGCAGGCCAGAGGAGGUGCUGCAGGCCAGAGGAGGUGCUGCAGAUCAGAGGAGGUGCUGCAGGUCAGAGGAGAUGCUGCAGGUCAGAGGAGGUACUGCAGGUCAGAGGAGGUGCUGCAGGUCAGAGGAGGUACUGCAGGUCAGAGGAGGUACUGCAGGCCAGAGGAGGUACUGCAGGCAGAGGAGGUACUGCAGGUCAGAGGAGGUACUGCAGGCCAGAGGAGGUGCUGCUGGUCAGAGGAGGUGCUGCAGGUCAGAGGAGGUGCUGCAGGCCAGAGGAGGUACUGCAGGCCAGAAGAGGUGGCUGCAGGCCAGAGGAGGUACUGCAGGCCAGAGGAGGUGCUGCUGGUCAGAGGAGGUACUGCAGGUCAGAGGAGGUACUGCAGGCCAGAGGAGGUGCUCGCUGGUCAGAGGACGUACUGCCGGCCAGAGGAGGUACUGCAGGCCAGAGGAGGUACUGCAGGCCAGAGGAGGUACUGCAGGUCAGAGGAGGUACUGCAGGCCAGAGGAGGUACUGCCGGCCAGAGGAGGUGCUGCAGGUCAGAGGAGGUACUGCAGGCCAGAGGAGGUGCUGCUGGUCAGAGGAGGUACUGCAGGUCAGAGGAGGUACUGCAGGCCAGAGGAGGUACUGCAGGUCAGAGGAGGUACUGCAGGUCAGAGGAGGUACUGCAGGCCAGAGGAGGUACUGCAGGUCAGAGGAGGUACUGCAGGUCAGAGGAGGUACUGCAGGCCAGAGGAGGUGCUGCUGGUCAGAGGAGGUGCUGCAGGCCAGAGGAGGUGCUGCAGGUCAGAGGAGGUGCUGCAGGCCAGAGGAGGUGCUGCAGGUCAGAGGAGGUACUGCAGGCCAGAGGAGGUACUGCAGGCCAGAGGAGGUACUGCAGGUCAGAGGAGGUGCUGCAGAUCAGAGGAGGUACUGCAGGCCAGAGGAGGUACUGCAGGUCAGAGGAGGUACUGCAGGCCAGAGGAGGUGCUGCUGAUCAGAGGAGGUACUGCAGGUCAGAGGAGGUACUGCAGACCAGAGGAGGUGCUGCAGGUCAGAGGAGGUACUGCAGGUCAGAGGAGAGGAGGUACUGCCGGCCAGAGGAGGUACUGCAGGCCAGAGGAGGUACUGCAGGUCAGAGGAGGUACUGCAGGCCAGAGGAGGUGCUGCUGGUCAAAGGAGGUGCUGCAGGUCAGAGGAGGUACUGCAGGCCAGAGGAGGUACUGCAGGUCAGAGGAGGUACUGUAGGUCAGAGGAGGUACUGCAGGCCAGAGGAGGUGCUGCAGGUCAGAGGAGGUGCUGCAGGUCAGAGGAGGUACUGCAGGCCAAAGGAGGUGCUGCAGGUCAGAGGAGGGGCUGCAGGCCAGAGGAGGUACUGCAGGUCAGAGGAGGUACUGCAGGUCAGAGGAGGUGCUGCUGGUCAGAGGAGGUACUGCAGGUCAGAGGAGGUGCUACAGGUCAGAGGAGGUACUGCAGGUCAGAGGAGGUGCUGCAGGUCAGAGGAGGUACUGCAGGUCAGAGGAGGUGCUGCAGGUCAGAGGAGGUACUGCAGGUCAGAGGAGGUGCUGCCGGUCAGAGGAGGUGCUGCAGGUCAGAGGAGGGGCUGCAGGUCAGAGGAGGUACUGCAGGUCAGAGGAGGUGCUGCCGGUCAGAGGAGGUACUGCAGGCCAGAGGAGGUACUGCAGGUCAGAGGAGGUACUGCAGGUCAGAGGAGGUACUGCAGGCCAGAGGAGGUACUGCAGGUCAGAGGACGUACUGCCGGCCAGAGGAGGUACUGCAGGCCAGAGGAGGUACUGCAGGCCAGAGGAGGUGCUGCAGAUCAGAGGAGGUGCUGCAGGUCAGAGGAGGUACUGCAGGCCAGAGGAGGUACUGCAGGUCAGAGGAGGUACUGCAGGCCAGAGGAGGUGCUGCAGGUCAGAGGAGGUGCUGCAGGUCAGAGGAGGUACUGCAGGCCAAAGGAGGUGCUGCAGGUCAGAGGAGGGGCUGCAGGCCAGAGGAGGUACUGCAGGCCAAAGGAGGUGCUGCAGGUCAGAGGAGGUACUGCAGGUCAGAGGAGGUACUGCAAGUCAGAGGAGGUACUGCAGGUCAGAGGAGGUGCUGCUGGUCAGAGGAGGUACUGCAGGUCAGAGGAGGUGCUGCAGGUCAGAGGAGGUACUGCAGGUCAGAGGAGGUGCUGCAGGUCAGAGGAGGUACUGCAGGUCAGAGGAGGUGCUGCAGGUCAGAGGAGGUACUGCAGGUCAGAGGAGGUGCUGCCGGUCAGAGGAGGUGCUGCAGGUCAGAGGAGGUGCUGCAGGUCAGAGGAGGUGCUGCAGGUCAGAGGAGGUACUGCAGGUCAGAGGAGGUGCUGCCGGUCAGAGGAGGUACUGCAGGCCAGAGGAGGUACUACAAGUCAGAGGAGGUACUGCAGGCCAGAGGAGGUACUGCAGGUCAGAGGACGUACUGCCGGCCAGAGGAGGUACUGCAGGCCAGAGGAGGUACUGCAGGCCAGAGGAGGUGCUGCAGGUCAGAGGAGGUACUGCAGGCCAGAGGAGGUACUGCCGGCCAGAGGAGGUGCUGCAGGUCAGAGGAGGUACUGCAGGCCAGAGGAGGUGCUGCUGGUCAGAGGAGGUACUGCAGAUCAGAGGAGGUACUGCAGGCCAGAGGAGGUGCUGCAGGUCAGAGGAGGUACUGCAGGCCAGAGGAGGUACUGCAGGUCAGAGGACGUACUGCCGGCCAGAGGAGGUGCUGCAGGUCAGAGGAGGUGCUGCAGGUCAGAGGAGGUACUGCAGGCCAGAGGAGGUACUGCCGGCCAGAGGAGGUGCUGCAGGUCAGAGGAGGUACUGCAGGCCAGAGGAGGUGCUGCUGGUCAGAGGAGGUACUGCAGGCCAGAGGAGGUGCUGCAGGUCAGAGGAGGUACUGCAGGUCAGAGGAGGUACUGCAAGUCAGAGGAGGUGCUACAGGUCAGAGGAGGUACUGCAGGCCAGAGGAGGUGCUGCUGGUCAGAGGAGGUACUGCCGGCCAGAGGAGGUACUGCAGGCCAGAGGAGGUACUGCAGGUCAGAGGAGGUACUGCAGGCCAGAGGAGGUGCUGCUGGUCAGAGGAGGUACUGCAGGUCAGAGGAGGUACUGCAGGCCAGAGGAGGUACUGCAGGUCAGAGGAGGUACUGUAGGUCAGAGGAGGUACUGCAGGCCAGAGGAGGUGCUGCAGGUCAGAGGAGGUGCUGCAGGUCAGAGGAGGUACUGCAGACCAAAGGAGGUGCUGCAGGUCAGAGGAGGGGCUGCAGGCCAGAGGAGGUACUGCAGGCCAAAGGAGGUGCUGCAGGUCAGAGGAGGUACUGCAGGUCAGAGGAGGUACUGCAGGUCAGAGGAGGUACUGCAAGUCAGAGGAGGUGCUACAGGCCAGAGGAGGUACUGCAGACCAGAGGAGGUGCUGCUGGUCAGAGGAGGUACUGCCGGCCAGAGGAGGUACUGCAGGCCAGAGGAGGUACUGCAGGUCAGAGGAGGUACUGCAGGCCAGAGGAGGUGCUGCUGGUCAGAGGAGGUACUGCAGGUCAGAGGAGGUGCUGCAGGUCAGAGGAGGUACUGCAGGCCAGAGGAGGUGCUGCAGGUCAGAGGAGGUGCUGCAGGUCAGAGGAGGUACUGCAGGCCAAAGGAGGUGCUGCAGGUCAGAGGAGGGGCUGCAGGCCAGAGGAGGUACUGCAGGCCAAAGGAGGUGCUGCAGGUCAGAGGAGGUACUGCAGGUCAGAGGAGGUGCUGCAAGUCAGAGGAGGUGCUGCAGGUCAGAGGAGGUACUGCAGGUCAGAGGAGGUGCUGCAGGUCAGAGGAGGUGCUGCAGGUCAGAGGAGGUGCUGCAGGUCUCUUUGA